Messenger RNA from Penicillium argentinense, 1596 nucleotides. RefSeq names its product OTU family ubiquitin thioesterase. Gene Ontology annotation, biological process: protein K48-linked deubiquitination. NCBI's taxonomy places the organism in Eukaryota, Fungi, Ascomycota, Eurotiomycetes, Eurotiales, Aspergillaceae. Bases 1 to 1596 code for a protein of 531 amino acids. Gene Ontology annotation, molecular function: cysteine-type deubiquitinase activity; ubiquitin binding. The transcript has 6 exons. The record is from RefSeq and is a predicted model, not a curated record. Gene Ontology annotation, cellular component: nucleus.
AUGUCCUUAUCAAAACCUCCCUGGAAUCAUUUCGGUCCUCACCAUCCUUUCCCGGACAAACAGCGAUUUCACAGUUUCUACCGGGACGCUCCUUCCUUUCUACCGCCGCUAGGAUUCUCAAUAUCAGCUGCAUUGGUCCCACCGGUCACUUCCAACAUGAGUAACUCCGCCAACAUGAAUGCCCUCUCCCAGGACGAGAUGGAGCGUUUCCAGAAGUUGUCGAAUGAGUUCGAGCCUGAUGUCCAAGUAUGCGAUUCACCCCCGUCCCCCAGUCUGGCCUCCCAGGCGAGGAAAGCUGACCCCGCCAAGGGACCCCUCGUCUCGACCAAGCAGUCAAGUCACAAUAUCGCGAUGGAAUAUGCGAAUGCGGACCCCGCUUUCGCUCGAAAGACGAAUGCUCUUGCCGUGACACACCCCACAGUUCGCAUUAUGAAAGGUGAUGGGAAUUGCGGGUGGCGAGCCGUGGCCUUUGGAUAUUUCGAAACCUUGUUCAGCAGACUCGACCCGAUCCGUGUUCGCCAUGAAAUGGCCCGUUUCAAGUCUCUCAACACCAUGCUGAGCCAAGUCGGCCUCCAAGAACAUCUUUACGAGAUUUUCACGGACGCCACAGACGAGAUCCUAACGCAAACCCACCAAGCUAUCCAGAACGGCGAGCCGGACGAGGAAUUCCUUGUCAGUGCGUUCAAUGAUGAAUACAGUGCCAAUGCAGUCAUCACUCACUUCCGACUUUUGACCAGUGCCUGGAUGAAGCUCAACCCCCAGCGAUACCAAGCAUACCUCACCUUGCCGCUCGACCAGUACUGUGCCACCCGGAUCGAACCAGUGCGGACGGAGAUCGACGAAAUCGGCCUUCAAGCUCUGGUGGACGGCGUCCUUGAAGGAGCCGAAUUUGGCGUUGAGAUUCUCUACCUGGACCGAAGCGAAGGCGAGAACGUGACACCGCACCAACUGACCCCCAUACGGCCCCCUGGAGCUACAAUCCGCCUGCUGUAUCGGCCUGGCCACUACGAUCUUCUCUACCGAGCGGAAUCUACCUACCAGUCCCCACCUCCUGUGAAUAUGACACCCAUGGUCAACCUCCAAUACGAUAUGACUUCUAACCUUGCCGCCUGGGACCAAGGUGCUCUCAACUUCGACGUCAACUCCCAAUUGAUGUCAAUUCCAAACCUGAUGGCGGAUCCGGGAUUCGGGAUGGGCGCUCCAGGCCCGAUGUCGCCCAUGCCUUCGGUUUCUCCGACUCCAACCAGCCCUUUCCGACUAUCUCCAUCCCAGGAAAUGUACUCUUCGCCCAUGCAGAGCCAUGUGUCCAGUCAUGCACCAUCGCACGCGCAGAGUCACGCACCUGUCCCUUCUAUCCCUGUUUCUUCGCCUACGCCUACUAUUCCGUCUGCUGCGCCUCCGCCGAUGACCUCCCUGCCGAGUCGGUCAUCUGAUGGUCCGCAAAUACGAUUGAAUCCGCUGGUUAUGAAGCCAAAUCUGAGUUAUUCGCUGCCGGUCACGACACCUUUUAAGAAUUCGCCCUACAAUCAGGCGCAUUUUCAAAAUUCCGAUUUCCAACCCAUCCAUUACGAGCCAAACGAUUCCCGCAGAUCUUAA